Molecule: messenger RNA, 426 nt
Organism: Brassicogethes aeneus
Lineage: Eukaryota; Metazoa; Arthropoda; Insecta; Coleoptera; Nitidulidae
Source: the annotation of a GenBank genome assembly
AUGUACAAUGUAAAAGGCCCCAGCAAAAUUGUUGCCAAAACUACAAGACGAGGACCUCCGCAAAAUAUUGAUAAUUUUCGUGAUCAUAACAAAAAUAAAAUAAUGGAUUCUGAACAACCUAAUAAUGGAAAUGUUUCAAAACCAAUUUUCCAUAAGAAAUAUUCAACAAAUAAUAGCCAGCACGAAGUUAUAACGCCACAUCACGAAGAAAUUAUUAAAUAUAUAAACGAAUCUUGGAAUUCAGUUUAUAGUGAAUUGGAAACAUCACAUGCAGAAAGGAGUGGGAACAACAAUAAUCAUAUAGUGACAUACUUUCAAGAAGAACCUUCUUCAUCUCUGCAAGAUUUUAAGCCAUUUGAUCUUGAAUCUUGGUGGGGUAAACGUCUGUAUGCCUACAUCACAAGUUCUAUACCAGCAAAAAAUUAA